Messenger RNA from Oncorhynchus nerka (sockeye salmon), 523 nucleotides. Its product is annotated as protein FAM240B. The record is from RefSeq and is a predicted model, not a curated record. The transcript is spliced from 3 exons. Lineage: Eukaryota; Metazoa; Chordata; Actinopteri; Salmoniformes; Salmonidae. The coding region runs from base 208 to 441 and encodes 77 amino acids.
GUUAUGUUCUCCCUCCCUUCCAAACUCUUCUCAAAAAGGCCAGAUGACACGAAGGUCUUAUGUUGUCCCCACUUAAAUAAAGCUCAGCAGGGGGUGCGGAAGAGGGGAGACUUUCAUCGGCACCACAUCCACCACGACAGGACUAUACAGUACAUCCUGUGACAUUGAGGCUCUUUGGGAGAAGAAGAUUCAUACCCACAGAAGGAAAUGAAUGUGGCUCUUAUUCAUGAUAAGCUUUUUAUAAAAGAUCUCUGGGAACAAAAAAUUGCUAAACACGACCAAAGGACAGAAACUGAAGACAUGAGGAAGAAAAGUAGUGCUCUCACCAAGCUGCGAGACGAAUGGCACCGAAGGCUUGAGAGUCGAACAAAACAUCUGAAGAAAUUAAAUGACGAACUUCUGAGGAAGAGCAAACUUGCCAAACAGGCAGAUGACACAUAACGGAGUGUUGCAUUUGUCCCCUCUGUUCUCGUGAAGAGUGAUGUAUUUUUUCUGAUAUGAAUAAAAACAUGUUUUAUCAUGA